GAUCGACCCGCAAUCGUUCAGUCCGUUUUCUGCUAUUGAUGACAUCGAUACUGGUUCGGCAUCCGGAAUCUCUUGUUCCCGAUCCAUCUGGUUCCAUUUCCCCCCUCAUUGCUGCUCCUCUUUGGGUAAUGCGCCUACCACGAUUAUUGACUGCCGGCCCCCCUCCUCUCUCUUCUUAGCCGCCGAUGCGUUUGUCAUCGAUCAUCCCAUUCACUGAUUUAUCAUCCCCAAGGUCGAGACUCGCCUCGUCAACUACAUAUCUAGUGGCGCAUUCCCUGGUACCAGUACGAUUCAUCAGAACUACUGCUCCUACUGGUCCAUAUCACCUUGCGACGUCACUGCGAUCAAGCCAUCGGAACAUUUUUCCUCUCCAGCGCAUUUACGCACCACCAUCACUUCCAUCGUCGCAUUCUCCAAGACUACUAUCAACCAUGUCUUCCGCAACGACCUUCUACGACUUUGAGCCUGUCGAUAAAAAGGGCUCCCCCUUCCCCCUCAUCGACCUCAAGGGCAAAGUCGUCCUCGUCGUCAACACCGCCUCCAAAUGCGGCUUCACGCCUCAGUUCCAAGGCCUGGAGAAACUCUACCAAGACAUCAAAGCCAAGCACCCGGAAGACUUCACCAUCAUCGGAUUCCCCUGCAACCAGUUCGGUAGCCAGGACCCCGGUUCCGACGACGAGAUCCAGUCGUUCUGCCAGAUCAACUACGGAGUGACGUUCCCCGUGCUGGGCAAGUCGGACGUUAAUGGCGAUAAGGCCGCGCCGGUCUGGACAUGGAUGAAGGAGCAGCAGCCCGGUCUGUUGGGGCUGAAGCGCAUCAAGUGGAACUUUGAGAAGUUCUUGAUUUCGGCGGAUGGAAAGGUUGUGGGUCGCUGGGCUAGUUUGACCAAGCCCGAGUCCUUGGAGGAGCCGAUUCUGAAGGAGAUUGAGAAGGCGAAGAAGGAGGGCUCGUUGGCUUCGUUGAAGAAGGAGGAGGCCAAGGCUGAGGAGGCGACAGCUUAGUGUGUGUGUCGGAGGAGGUACUAUUUUAAUAUUUAUAUUAUAUCUGUGAGAGAACGGGUGUUUGGUUGGGAUGAUACCAUGCAGCUGCUGUUGCAGCUGCUGUCUUUGAUAUACUGAGUAUUAUAUAAUGGUUGUUACAUUACUCUAGGAGAGUGGGGUUGCGAAACGAAACUCUUCAACUGCCGUGUCCUGGACAGUGUCGUUAUUUCAUGUUCAUAUCAUAUGCUAAUUUAAGUCUCUGUGUUAAAU
Messenger RNA from Aspergillus welwitschiae, 1250 nucleotides. Its product is annotated as glutathione peroxidase. Lineage: Eukaryota; Fungi; Ascomycota; Eurotiomycetes; Eurotiales; Aspergillaceae. The record is from RefSeq and is a predicted model, not a curated record. Gene Ontology annotation, biological process: response to oxidative stress. Gene Ontology annotation, molecular function: glutathione peroxidase activity. Bases 186 to 1001 code for a protein of 271 amino acids. The transcript has 2 exons.